GCAGCUAACUGCAGGUCGAUACGAACACUGUCGCUGUGAUUUCUGUCACUCAAAGACGCAAAUACCACUGAAACAGAGCCUGGCCAUGUACGUCAAGACCAUUCUAUGGACCCUACUCUUCACUUCUGUCCAGGAGGUGUCCCUGGAGGAUACAUAUGAUUAUGAAUAUGAAUAUGGAGCAUACGAGUAUCGGCAGCCUCUGAACUGCUCGACCACAGAGCGCAUCAAAGAUGGACAGGUCACCUACUCACAGGGAGGACUGGAGGGCAGUGUGCUGACCUUUCACUGCUGUCUGGGGCGAUACCCUUUCCCCAUAAGCCAAAGGCUCUGUGGCAAAUAUGGGGAGUGGUCGAUCAUGAGAUUAAGAAAUGGCAGACAGGUGUCACGGGCCACAUGCAAAGACGUGUUGUGUCCGGCUCAGAUCCAGCUGGAUCACGGUGACUUCUUGCCCAGAGACCAGUGGUUCCGUGUCGGGAUGACGCAGAGCUUCUCCUGCCAGGACGGCUUCACCCUGUACGGGUCGGCCCGGAGGAACUGCACCCACUCUGGGGAGUGGACAGGAACCACUCCCAUCUGUGACAACCAUGCUGACGACUGUAGCGACCCCGGGAUCCCACCGGGGGCCCAGAGGUCAGCAGGCCGGUUUCACACGGAGGAGAAGGUGAGCUACCGGUGUCAGGCUGGUCUGGAUCUACUUGGGUCGAAUGAGAGGGUUUGCCUGGAGGACAGGGAGUGGAGCGGUUCAACACCGCGAUGCCAAGGCCCACAUACAUUUGACUCCCCCAGCUUUGUAGCCGCAGCCAUGGCUGGGUCACUUGCAGGAAUCAUGGAUGUCGUCUCGCCAGACUCCAAAAAGACAGAUGGAACAAUAUCCUUUGGACGAACUAUCCGUGUGGAUAAAGACAGUCGUAUGAAUGUCUACAUUUUACUGGACACAUCAGGAAGCAUCAAAAAGCAGGACUUUGAAUUAGCCAGGGAAGCCACCAUUGCCCUUAUCAGAAAGUUGGACAGCUACGAGGUGAAGCUGAGGUUUCACGUGUUGUCAUUUGCCAGCGAGGCGAAAGACAUCAUAGACAUCACAGACACGGUUAGAAGUGGCAGCAUCGACGACAUCAUAUGGAAUCUGGAGGAGUUCGACUACACCAGCCAUGGGCGUAAGACGGGCACCAACCUCCACGCUGCCCUGCAUCGUGUCAGUGAGAGGAUCAGCUUCUUUAAGGAAAACUGGGUCAUGAACCACUUUAAUGAGACUCAGAACAUCAUCAUCAUAGAAACAGACGGUUACUCCAACACUGGAAGCAAGCCUCAGAUUGCCCUGAACCAGAUCCGAAAUCUGCUGGGAUACCACCACACAUCCCGCGAUCACACAGAUGAAAAAUUGCUGGAUGUCUAUGUAUUUGGUAUUGGGGAACAGGUGAACAAAGAUCAACUGAACUCCUUAGCCUCAAAGAAACAUGGUGAGGAACAUGUCUUCGUGGUGGAAAACUACCAAAAACUGGGAGAGGUGUUCAACAGCAUCAUCAGUGACAAGAGUGUGACGAUGUGUGGGGUAGCUCAGGAGCGGCAGGAUGAUAACAGGGCCUACACCAGACCCUGGCACGUCACCGUGGAAGCGGUUACAAAUGUUCCAAAGGCUACAAAGUCUGUGCCGUGUGUUGGAUCCAUUGUGAGCCAAAACUGGGUUCUGACAGCCGCUCACUGCUUUGCCAGAGCGAGCACAGACAUCCCUCCAAAGUUGCACAUACGUCACGGUGGGGGCCUGGCGGUUUCCGAGAAGGCGAUCAUUCAUCCGAAGUACAACAUCAGGGCACUCGAGCACAGAAACGUAUCCGAGUUCUACGACUACGAUGUCGCUCUGGUUUAUGUGAACAAGAGCAUCCCGCUCUCCUGGAGAGCAAGACCUAUCUGCUUGCCAUGUACCGUACCAGCGGCUCGAGCCAUGAAGAGAGUCAACUCCACCUGUCAGCAGCACAGGAAGGAACUGCUCCCACUGAAGGAGACUGCUGCCUUUUUCAUCCAUAAAAACAUCGAGCGCAAACGUACAUACAUUCACACAGAGAGUCAGAGGCCUAGCUGUGUGGAGAAGGCGAGACAAACGCUCAAAGAGCCCACCAAUGUGACUCUGGAUGAGUUCAUACCCGACAGAUUCCUCUGUUCUGGGGGAUCCUCAGGAUACCAGUACGCCAUCACCUGUAAAGGCGACUCUGGUGGAUCUCUGUUUCUGCAAAAGAGAAAUCGCUACUUUCAGGUGGGAGUCGUGAGCUGGGGCACAACGAACGUGUGCGACCCUGUAGACCGAAAUAUGAGAAGGUGCAGCAGCGGGAAUCCGCCUCCCGACGCUCGGGACUUUCACAUCGACCUGUUCAAGAUAAUGCCGUGGCUGAAACAGCACCUAGGGAAGGAUAUCCAGUUCCUGCCUGAUGUCGUCUGAGAACAUCCAGAGCUGCUUAGAGUAAGGAGCAAUAACGUAGGGCAGAAUUUAACAGAGUUUGUGCGUAAAUGUUGGAAUAAUCAUAGACAGCAAUAUCAAGUAUUAUCCAAAGCUUUAUUGUCAAAAGGAAUACGGAUUGUUUUUUUACAACUGUGGUGCGGUAAACUCACUUGUAAAGGAUGACGUUUUUCCAUACACAACAUUAAAAAAAAAAGUGAUUCUUC
Molecule: messenger RNA, 2655 nt
Organism: Anoplopoma fimbria (sablefish)
Lineage: Eukaryota; Metazoa; Chordata; Actinopteri; Perciformes; Anoplopomatidae
Product: complement C2
Exons: 19
Coding region: 86-2431 (781 amino acids)
Biological process (GO): proteolysis; complement activation
Cellular component (GO): extracellular region
Molecular function (GO): serine-type endopeptidase activity
Source: RefSeq, a predicted model, not a curated record